Populus nigra (black poplar) is the source of this 322-nucleotide messenger RNA. Its product is annotated as auxin-induced protein 6B-like. The transcript has a single exon. The record is from RefSeq and is a predicted model, not a curated record. The coding region runs from base 1 to 270 and encodes 89 amino acids. Gene Ontology annotation, biological process: response to auxin. Lineage: Eukaryota; Viridiplantae; Streptophyta; Magnoliopsida; Malpighiales; Salicaceae.
AUGGGUUUUCGCUUGUCUGCAAUUGUGCCUGCUAAGCAAGUUCUUCAGCUUUCUGCAUCAGCAGCAAGCCAAGCAGCUUCAAAUGUUUCAAAGGGCUGCCUCGCAGUUUAUGUUGGAGAAAUCCAAAAGAAGCGAUUUGUAACUCCGAUAUCAUACUUGAACCAGCCUACAUUUCAAGACUUGUUAGUUCAAGCUGAAGAAGAAUUCGGAUAUGUUCAUCCAAUGGGUGGUCUCACGAUCGAUUCCUUGCAGAGAAGACAUUUUCCUUGACGUCAUUUCUUGCUUAAAUCGGUCGUGAGAAAGCAGACAAUGGCAAAGAUCA